Messenger RNA from Ananas comosus (pineapple), 1177 nucleotides. RefSeq names its product trihelix transcription factor GT-3b-like. Bases 57 to 920 code for a protein of 287 amino acids. Lineage: Eukaryota; Viridiplantae; Streptophyta; Magnoliopsida; Poales; Bromeliaceae. The transcript is spliced from 3 exons. The record is from RefSeq and is a predicted model, not a curated record.
CCCCACCUCUCCCACACACUCCGCGACUACUUCAUCGAGGAGCUAGGAAUUAAUUAAUGGCUCAUCACUUGUACCCACACCUCCACUUCCACGGCGUCGACGACGCCUCCUACUACGAGCUCAACGUUGUAGACGUCGACCCACCCUUACUACAGCCACCGCCUCCUCCUCUGCCUCCUCUUCCACCGCCUCGUCCGCAUGAGCGCGAAGCGGCGGCGAGCGGGGUGCCCCAGUGGAGCCACGCGGAGACGGCGGAGUUCCUCGCCGCGCGCGCCGAGCUCGACCGGAGCUUCGCCGCGGCCAAGCGCAACAAGCCGCUCUGGGAGGCCGUCUCCGCCCGCCUCCGCCUCAAGGGCUUCGCCCGCACCCCCGACCAGUGCAAGUCCAAGUGGAAGAACCUCCUCACCCGCUUCAAAGGUAGCGAGGCCAUGGAGCAGGAGAGCGAGAGGCAGUUCCCCUUCUACGAGGAGAUGAGGAGGAUAUUCUCUUACAGGAUGGAGAGGUUGCUGGCUUUCGAGAAGAGUAGUGCUAAGAAGAAGAAGAAGACGAAGGGGAAGGAGUUGGAGGAGGAGUUGGAGGAGGAGGAAGAGAAGGAAGAGAAGAAGGGCGCUGGUGCUGGUGCUGGUGCUGGUGCGGGGGUGGUGGAGGAGGUGGAGGGGGCGCUGAGGGAGCUGAUGAGGCGGCAAGCGGAGAUGGAGGAGCGGUGGAUGGAGGCGGCGGAGGCGAGGGAGGCGGAGAGGAGGGAGAAGGAGGGGGAGUGGAGGAGGGCCAUGGCCAACCUCUGGGAGGAGAGGCUGGCGAUGGAGCGCCGGUGGAGGCAACAUGACGAGGAGCGCCGCGCCCGCGCGGAGGCCCGCGCGGAGCGCCAACACGCCCUCGUCUCCGCGCUUUUGGCUAAGUUCCAGGGCGAGGGAUCCUAGUACGUAGUUCCGUAGCGUGCUUAUGUGUGUAUAUAUAUAUAUAUUUAUGUAGGAGGAGUAAUUGAAUUACUUACUAGCUAGCGAGCUACUUAGUAAUGUAGGAUAUAUGUGGACGGUGCAUGCGUGGGAGAUGAAAAAAGAAAGGUUUGGCACUCCUUGAUACCUCAUCUUUUGCUUUGAUUCCAUGCAUACUUUUCCCAUGGCUCCUUGUUUCCCUCAUCCUUCUUUAAUUAAUUUAAAGAGUUUUGUUUUUUGUU